Nelumbo nucifera (sacred lotus) is the source of this 134-nucleotide messenger RNA. NCBI's taxonomy places the organism in Eukaryota, Viridiplantae, Streptophyta, Magnoliopsida, Proteales, Nelumbonaceae. The record is from RefSeq and is a predicted model, not a curated record.
AUGAUUAAUGACGAAGAGUUGGGAUUCCUUACCAAUUUUAUUGGCAUUUUUGUAUUUGUUCUGGUAAUUGCUUACCAUUAUAUAAUGGCCGAUCCCAAAUAUGAAGGCAUCUGAAUACUUUUGUCUGUUGACCU